AUGUGCAAGAUCUCUCAUCAAGGUUUCCAGAUUGAUAUCUGCGAUCCUUCGAAGCGCUUUGGCCGUGAAGUGCCGAAGAGGGCUCGCCAACUUCCCCUGCUGGCAUACUCCAUCCUAGCUUUCUCAUCACGUCAUCAGGUCAUGAUCACUGGUAUUGACGACGAAAAAAGUGAAGAAUAUCAUAGUCAUGCUCUGCGUAUUUUGAUCCCCAUUCUCGAUGACCCGAUGUCAUCGUUGGAUGAAAACCUUCUAGCAGCAGCAAUCCUUCUGAGGCUGUACGAGGAGAUGUGUGAUGUCGAUACUGGAACCCAUCUCAUUGGAUGCGCACGACUGUGGAAUAACAUCCCCGACUUCAUAGCUGAAGGCGGUUUGAGUGAAGCAGCGAGCUGGAUUCUCCUCCGACAGAACCUGCACAUCUCGCUCAUCAAAGGCGAGCCCAUGCAAGUAGAUCUGAACAAAUACAGGCGUUCGAGGUCAUUUAUAGAGACGACUGAUGAGGACUUUGCGAAUCGCAUUAUUCUUAUCUGCUGCCAGGUAUUAGAGACUUUUUUUGGCCCAGGUGCACAGCCUGAUUAUGAAGCGUGGGUGCAUCUUGGGAAAGAGGUUGCGCUAUGGCAUGAUUCGAUACCUGCGCAUUAUCAUCCUUAUCACUCUGACAUGGAGGGUGGUUCUGCUGGUGUCAAGUCGGCGUUUCCUGUAGUAUGGAUGAUGAAUCCUGCUCGGGUUAUGGGAUACCAGCACUAUUGUCUAGCUCGCAUCCUGCUGCAUAUCUCUGAGCCCAGACUAUGGGUCUCCAGUUUGAGAACUAUUGAGCAUCGGGUAGCUGCCGAUCAAGCGGCCUUGAAUGACCUUCAUAUCGCUGUCGGUCUCGGCAUCCACAACCCUUUGUAG
This is a messenger RNA of Fusarium verticillioides 7600, 891 nucleotides long. RefSeq lists its product as hypothetical. The coding region runs from base 1 to 891 and encodes 296 amino acids. Gene Ontology annotation, biological process: positive regulation of transcription by RNA polymerase II. The record is from RefSeq and is a predicted model, not a curated record. Gene Ontology annotation, cellular component: nucleus. The transcript has 5 exons. Lineage: Eukaryota; Fungi; Ascomycota; Sordariomycetes; Hypocreales; Nectriaceae. Gene Ontology annotation, molecular function: transcription cis-regulatory region binding; DNA-binding transcription factor activity.